AUGGCGUAUAGCAGCGCCUGGGAGGACUUCGAAGGGUUGGCAUGCGGCCUGGGCCGAGCCCGGAUCCCAGUCGCACGCCCUGGCAGCAGCCCCAUUGGCCUGCUAGCUUUUAGCGCCCUGGCCGACCAUUCAGCGUGCGCCAGGCGAGCGCAAAGAGGGUCGCCGCCAACCGCGAGCAGCGGUGUCGCGAGUACGACGGGUAUACAGAGGGUACCCGAGUACCUCCCGUCGUCGUCCGGCACACACGCAGCUGGAAGCUUUAGGGCUGAUGGUCCACAACGAGUGCCCGACUCGUUCCUCCGCACGCUGCCGGAUCCCCCUAAAUGUCAGCCACCCAUGAGGAUUGCCAGAGCCGUCGAGGAGGGAGGCACGGUAGGGCUGAGGGUCGGCGUGGCUGCUGCGGCCUCGGAUCGGAGCUACGAACCCCACGGAUGCGACCCGCGGAUCCCUCGGGCCCUCAUACACCAGAUCCGACAUCAAUACGAAGAUGAUGAAUCACAUGAUGGCCUCGCGAACCAUGUCUCAUCGCUUCGGGUUUUGCGUCUCGGUACUUGCUUUCCCCUCCCCAAACCAGUGUCUCUUCUUCUCUGCUGCUUGCAAGAGGAUCGUUUUCUACAAAAAUAG
Penicillium argentinense is the source of this 624-nucleotide messenger RNA. RefSeq lists its product as uncharacterized. The transcript is spliced from 2 exons. The record is from RefSeq and is a predicted model, not a curated record. The coding region runs from base 1 to 624 and encodes 207 amino acids. Lineage: Eukaryota; Fungi; Ascomycota; Eurotiomycetes; Eurotiales; Aspergillaceae.